Molecule: messenger RNA, 1707 nt
Organism: Alternaria alternata
Lineage: Eukaryota; Fungi; Ascomycota; Dothideomycetes; Pleosporales; Pleosporaceae
Product: HET-domain-containing protein
Exons: 2
Coding region: 1-1707 (568 amino acids)
Source: RefSeq, a predicted model, not a curated record
AUGAAUACGCUGUAUCCCACGCGACUAUCGGAAAGUGAAAUCCGCCUCUUGCAUAUACUACCCUCUGAGUCUACGGAGUCACCAGUAUCGUGUGAGCUUCGGCAGUACGAGAUCGACGAUAUCCCCGCAUACGAGGCGCUCUCUUACUGUUGGGGCGACUCAGCUGAACGGCGUGAGAUAGUUUGUAAUGGCGCAACACACUGGGUCACGAUGAACCUGCGGGAUGCGCUUGUUAGAUUGCGACUAACAAAUGAGGCACGGAUUGUCUGGGCAGACGCACUGUGCAUUGCGCAGUCUGAUGAAGAAGAAAAGAGCUCUCAGGUACGCCGCAUGGGUUCGAUCUUUCAUUGCGCCAAACGCGUCGUUGUCUGGCUGGGCCACGUCGAAAAAGAGUAUGCUUUGGAUAUCAAGCGUGUUUUCGAUUCUCUGAUAUGCGUCAAAGCCUUCAAAGGUGAUCCCGAGCACCACUUUUCUGAUUGGCGUAUCCCGGAUAUAGCUGCAGUCUUCGGCGGAUCGCUACCAUGGAAUGCGCUAAAUCAUUUCUUCAAUACCCCUUGGUUUCGGCGGAUAUGGUGUAUACAAGAAAUCAGAUUAGCUUCUGAUUCAAUGUUCUAUUGGGGAGCUGAGGAACUUUCGAGGUACGUUCCCGUGCGCUUAGCUGGAUGGACGGUGGACCGUUGCCAAGGUGAGAUACAACAUUCACCAUACGCAAUCUUCGAACAGUUCGCUUAUUAUAUGAACGGUCCAUUCCGUGACGACAAAUGUAGUCUUCUUUCAGCUCUGAGAACCUACAGAAAAUGGGAAGCUACGGAUCCUCGAGAUAAGAUCUAUGGCAUUCUUGGUUUGAUGGAACUUGGUGAGGAAAGACAUAUCAUCAGAAUCGAUUAUGAUAAGUCAGUCCAGGAUGUUUAUCAUGAUUUGGCCACUGCAGUCAUAGGAUGGACUGGCGAUCUUGCCCUCUUUGCCCAUGUACAUCAUGGUGCGCACUAUGACGGUGACCCAACAUACAAAUCUUGGAUCCCUCAAUGGGAUCAGACGGUGCAUGUGCCGAUUUUUCCGAUAGGAACUUUCUUGUAUCCCUCUACUCUACCAAGCGGGACGUAUCAUACGAUAUCCCCGCCCGUAGGCACUGCACAGCAUUAUGACCGACCAUUAACGGUAUCCGGGUUGACCCAUCAAACAUACUGGAGCGAGAAGGUGUCCGCGGGGUCACCUUUAGGCCGUGAUAUGAGUCCCGUAAUGAUGUCAAUGGCACGGACAUUGACCACAGGAGUGGUAUCUCAAGAUGAUACGCUGUACGAGUGCGCAACUGAAGACGAUAUAGCAGCAUAUUUUCAAAGCUUCUUAGCCUAUAUUCGCCUCCUCCACUCGAUUGCUAACAACGAGAGUGAAGGCGGCUUAACGACACAAAAUUUGAGCGAGUAUGACGAUAGUUGGAAGCUGUUUGAGGAUAUUAUGGGAAAUUGUUGCUAUCGACGAAAGUUCUUUCGUACCAAGAAUGGUACCCUCGGCCUUGGACCAGCUUGUCUGAAAGAGAAUGACAUGAUUGUAGUCCUGGAAGGGGCAUAUAAUCCCUGUGCGCUACGACCAAAGGGCGACACCUACCUACUAUUAGGUGACGUGUACAUGGACGAGAUCAGGCACGGAGAGCUCAUCAAAGAGAUUGAAGAAGGGCGCAAGGAACGUCAGUAUUUCUGCCUUGACUAA